Molecule: messenger RNA, 5352 nt
Organism: Penicillium expansum
Lineage: Eukaryota; Fungi; Ascomycota; Eurotiomycetes; Eurotiales; Aspergillaceae
Gene: tpcC
Product: non-reducing polyketide synthase tpcC
Exons: 4
Coding region: 1-5352 (1783 amino acids)
Biological process (GO): fatty acid biosynthetic process
Molecular function (GO): phosphopantetheine binding; fatty acid synthase activity; 3-oxoacyl-[acyl-carrier-protein] synthase activity
Source: RefSeq, a predicted model, not a curated record
AUGAGGCUCGUCUAUUUCAGCAAUGAAUUCCCAAGGGACGACCUGGUAGACGUAUUCCGUCACCUACACAACCACAGCAAAUCUCAUGAUCAACAAACUUUGGCCGAAUUUAUAUCCAGGGCCACUUGGGUCAUCAAGGAAGAAGUUCGGCAGCUAUCGAUGGAGUUGAAGGAGCUGAUCCCACCAUUUGAUACCCUUUUAAGCUGGGCAGAAGACACAGAGCUUCGGGAAGGCUUGAUAUGCGGCGCCGUGGAUGGUGUGCUGCUAGUUGUCGUUCAACUGGCGACUUACAUUGGAUAUGCAGAGAAGCAUCCGGAAGAGCUGCUGACUGAAUUUUCAAACACGAGUCUCGCUGGUCUGGGUAUCGGCCUUCUGGCAUCGACUGCUGUCUCAUUGUCCUCGACGUUGGCUGAUUUGCCUCGUGCGGGGGCAGACGCCGUCCGCCUAGCCUUCCGGCUGGGCACCCAUGUCCAAGGUGUCUCUGCAAACCUGGAAGCCCGUGAGCUGUCAGAGCGUCCAGCCACGUGGGCAUAUGUCGUUCAUAAUGUGGACCCAGACGCCGCGCAAAAGGAGCUCGAUACGAUCCACUCUGCACAGGGGAUUCCCGACACCGGCAAAAUCUUUGUCAGCGCCGUCAGUCGGACUUCGGUCACCGUGAGCGGUCCACCAGCCAGGUUAAAUGCGCUGUUCAAUACGUCUGAUUUCUUCCGCGACUCCAAGUUUAUUCCUCUGCCAGUCUAUGGCGGCCUCUGCCAUGCAUCACAUGUCUACGGCCUGCGGGAUACUCAAAUCAUCGUCCAGCGCAGCUCCCUGAGCACAGUCAGCACAAAUGCUUGGCCGGCGACACCAGUCUACUCUACUAGCACUGGUCUAUACUACCAAGCCAAGAAUGCCACUGAGCUGUUUGAAGCUGUAGUCUCGGAGCUUCUCACCCAGGCCAUCUACUGGGACCGCGUCGUAUUUGAUGCGGUCCAGAGACUCGAAAACACGGGUGCCUCGGAACUGGCGCUCUAUAGCUUUGGAAACUCGAUCCCUCUCAACGACCUGACCACGGCGUUGCAAAGUAGUAUCACAAACCCCGAAGUCUCCGUUAACAACCUUAUGACAUGGGUCACCCAGGUCGCGCCAGCAGACACAACCCCACGCAGCCCUGCACAGUCCAAGCUCGCCAUUGUCGGCAUGUCGUGCAGACUUCCUGGGGGUGCGACAAAUACCGAGAAAUUCUGGGAGAUCCUAGAGAAGGGGCUGGAUGUCUCGCGGCGAAUCCCAGCAGACCGUUUCGAUGUGGAGACACACUACGAUCCAACCGGCAAGGAUCUCAAUAAGACGACGACCCAGUAUGGCUGCUUUAUUGAUGAACCUGGUUUGUUCGACGCGCCUUUCUUCAAUAUGUCACCCCGUGAAUCUCAGGUUGUCGAUCCACAGAUGCGUUUGGCUCUUGUCACGGCCUACGAGGCGUUGGAGCUUGCUGGGUAUGUUGGGAACCGGACUGCGGCCACACAGUCGCAGCGCAUCGGUACAUUUUACGGCCAAGCCGCGGAUGAUUAUCGUGAGGUGAAUCAAGGCCAAGAGGUUAGCACCUACUAUAUCCCAGGUGGUUGUCGAGCCUUUGGCCCUGGCCGUAUCAACUACUUCUUCAAGUUUGCUGGUCCCAGCUACAGCAUUGAUACCGCAUGCUCUUCGGGCCUUGCAGCGAUCGAGGUCGCCUGCCAAGCCCUUUGGAACGGUGUCGUGGAUACUGCCGUCACCGGAGGCGUCAACGUGUUGACUAACCCCGACGGCUUUACUGGAUUGUGCAACGGCCACUUCCUCACCAAGGGACACAAUGCGUGUAAGACAUGGGAUGCCACCGCCGAUGGAUACUGCCGUGCGGACGGCAUUGGAAGUCUUGUUAUUAAGCGGCUCGAAGACGCCGAAGCAGACAAUGAUAAUAUCUUGGGCGUCAUUCUCGGUGCCGGCACAAACCAUUCUGCAGAGGCAGUCUCUAUUACCCACCCGCAUAGCGGUCACCAAGCCUAUCUAUCUCGUCAGGUUCUUCGACAAGCCGGCGUCGAUCCCCUGGAUGUGUCCUACGUCGAGCUCCACGGCACCGGCACUCAAGCCGGUGACCAUGAGGAGAUACAGGGCAUCCUAGACGUGUAUGCGCCACUCGUCCGGCGUCGCAGCAAGGACCAGCCAUUGCAUAUUGGCGCGGUUAAGGCAAACGUCGGCCACGGCGAGUCUGUCGCAGGGACCACUGCAUUAAUCAAGGUGCUUCUGAUGCUCCAAAAGAGCGCCAUUCCGCCACACAUCGGCAUCAAAACGGAGAUCAACCCCCGGUUCCCUCAGGACUUUGAUAAGCGCAAUCUCCAUAUUCCAACGAAGAUGACAUCCUGGCCCCAGGUGUCUGGAAAGAAGCGCAUAGUAGCAGUCAACAAUUUCGGCGCCGCGGGUGGCAAUACCGCUAUGCUCCUAGAGGAGGCGCCGGUUCGCGAUAUCACUGAUGCAGACCCGCGCCAGACUCAUAUUAUCACUGUCUCUGCCAAGGUCAAGGCGUCUUUAGCGGGCAAUAUUGAGCGCCUAAUUGCCCAUCUUGAUGUCCAUCCUGAUGUUAGCCUGGCUAACCUUUCGUACACAACGAAUGCCCGUCGCUAUCAUCACACGCACCGUGUCGCGAUUGCCACCUCUAACGUCCCACAUCUGAAGAAGCAGCUGAAUUCUAUCUUGGAGAAGGUGGAUUCAAUUAAACCUGUUAGAAAGUCUGGCCCCCCACCAAUCGCAUUCAGCUUCACCGGUCAAGGCGCGUCGUACAAGUCAAUGAGUUUGGAGUUAUACCGCGAUGUGCCUACCUUCCAAGAGUGUAUUCAGCACCUUGACUCAGUCGCUCGAGGACAGGGCUUUCCAUCCUUUAUUCCAGCUCUUGACGGGUCAUACCCUAAGGGCCAUUCCCACUCUGCCGUUAUUACCCAACUUGCCCUAGUCUGUACUGAGAUUGCUCUGGCCAAAUAUUGGGCUUCCCUGGGAGUUAGGCCAGAUGUUAUUAUCGGUCAUAGCCUCGGAGAGUACGCGGCAAUGCACAUCGCCGGUGUUAUCACCGCUAGUGAUACUAUAUUUAUGGUUGGACGCCGAGCCCAGAUGCUCGAGGAGAGGUCUAAGAGUGGCAGCCACAAUAUGAUGGCCGUUCGGGCUGCUCUUGCGCAGAUUGCCAAGAGCGCAGAAGGCAAGCCAUACACAGUCGCUUGUAUCAACAGCCCAUCAGAUACGGUACUUAGCGGGACUAAGGAGCAGAUAGAUGAUAUCGCAGUCUCCCUUCAGAAGGCCGGCUACCAGUGUAUCAAGCUGGACGUUGCAUUUGCCUUCCACUCCGAGCAGAUGGACCCUAUUUUGGAUGACUUUGAGGCCAUUGCAACAACAGGUGUCAUCUUCCAGGAGCCUAGAGUGCCUGUGAUCUCUCCCCUACUCGGCAAAGUCAUUUUCGACGGCAAGACGCUGAAUGCAAACUACGUGCGCCGGGCCACUAGAGAGACAGUUGACUUCCUCUCUGCGCUAGAAAAUGCCCAGAAGGUUUCUACUAUUAGCGAUGACACUGUCUGGAUUGAAAUUGGGCCGCAUCCGGUGUGUACCGGCUUCAUAAAAACAACCAUCCCGUCUACCGAGCUCGCUAUCCCGUCGAUCCGCCGUGGAGACGAUAACUGGAAGACCAUAGCGGAGAGCAUGGCUGCUCUACACCUGGCCGGUGUUGAGGUCGGAUGGAACGAGUUCCAUCGUCCGUUUGAGCGCAGGCUCCGCCUCUUAGAUCUGCCGACAUAUGCUUGGAAUGAUAAGAACUACUGGCUGCAGUAUAACGGGGAUUGGUGUUUGACCAAGGGCAAUACAUUCUAUGACACCGAUAAGGAAGCGGCUCGAGCCAAGACAGCGCCAAAAGCAUUACCAGCCAGUGAGAUUCAGACCACAACGGUGCAGCAGAUUAUCGAGGAGAGAUUAGAUGGCUCUGCUGGUACGGUCACCAUCCAGUCGGAUCUUAUGCAGGCAGACCUUCUGGCUGCCGCUCAUGGGCACAGCAUGAAUAACUGUGGUGUCGUCACAUCGUCCAUCCACGCCGAUAUUGCAUACACCCUCGGCAGCUAUCUGCACCGCAAGCUGAAUCCCAAGGCUAAGAAGGAUAUCAACAUGAACAUUGCCAAUCUCGUAGUCACCAAGGGUCUUGUCGCACAAUCCAACAAGAAGAUCCCUCAGCUAUUCCGCGUGACUGCUACCACGGCUGAUGUUGGCUCGGGAGUCGUCGACUUGACCUGGCAGAACGUAGACAAUGAUGGCCACGCUCAUGAGCCCUUCGCCACCGCCAACAUUUAUUACCAGAACGAUGUCUCCGAGUGGCUCUCGUCGUGGGCCCCCCUCGCGCACCUCAUCCAGAGUCGGAUCGAAGCGCUGGAGCACCUGGCGACGCAAGCCAGAGCCAGCCGCUUCUCGCGCAACAUGGCAUACACCCUCUUCGCCAGCAACUUGGUGACCUAUGCGGACAAGUACCGCGGCAUGCAAUCCGUUGUACUACAUGACCUUGAAGGAUUCGCUGAUGUGCAGCUUACCACCAAAGAGAGCGGCGUCUGGACCGUCCCGCCGUACUUUAUCGACAGCGUCGCGCACCUCGCGGGGUUCAUCAUGAACUGCUCCGACGCCAUUGAUACGGCCAACAAUUACUGCGUCACCCCCGGCUGGAACGCGAUGCGCUUUGCAAAGCCCCUGAUCCCAGGUGCCCGGUAUCGUUCGUAUGUUAAGAUGAUCCCGACAACCGAGGACCCGACGAUCUACUUCGGCGACGUAUACGUCCUGCAAGAAGACGGGGCCAUUGUCGGAGUCGUCAACGGGAUCCAGUUCCGUCGCUACCCUCGCAUUCUGCUCAACCGGUUCUUCUCGCCGCCGGAUAAGAUGGCUGUGAUGGAGGGUAAGCCGCCCAACCCUCAACCACUACCAAAGAGGCUGCCCGCCACACCAACACCAGCACCAGCACCAAAGCCGGUCCUUCCUAGACAUGCCUCCGGCCUUGAAAGUGACACUGAGCCCCCCGCCGCUACGCCGGAAGAUGUCUCACCCACUGUCACAGAUGCCGCGGCCGCUCCAUCCAUCGAGGCCGCCGCUGCCACGGGCAGUAUCACCGCAAAGGCCAUCAUGCUGAUUGCCAACGAGGCCGGUUUAGAUCUUGCUGAUAUGGAGGAUGGAGCUGGGUUCGCUGAGCUAGGCAUUGACAGUCUCAUGUCGCUGGUCAUAGCAGAGAAGUUCCGUACUGAGCUGGAUGUCAAGGUCAGCGGGAGCCUGUUUUUGGAUUAUGAAACUAUUGGCGAUUUGAAGGAGUGGUUGGAUGAGUAUUACAGCUAG